Molecule: messenger RNA, 4710 nt
Organism: Sinocyclocheilus rhinocerous
Lineage: Eukaryota; Metazoa; Chordata; Actinopteri; Cypriniformes; Cyprinidae
Product: roquin-1-like
Exons: 20
Coding region: 276-3506 (1076 amino acids)
Biological process (GO): protein polyubiquitination; ubiquitin-dependent protein catabolic process; nuclear-transcribed mRNA catabolic process, deadenylation-dependent decay
Cellular component (GO): cytoplasmic stress granule
Molecular function (GO): mRNA binding; RNA stem-loop binding; double-stranded RNA binding
Source: RefSeq, a predicted model, not a curated record
CAAAGAAACUUCCAUUACAGCAGCAGGCGAAAUUCGCCCUUCUUCUGUGAAGAUUGAGCUGAACCAAAUAUUGUUAUGUUUUUCACACUAUGUGCUGAACGCCCACAAUGCCAGGAAAUAUUUAAGAGCUGUGAUCUGUGGAAAAGCUUUAUCGGUUCCAGUGGAACCUUUAGGACUUACUGUUAUAUCGUUUUACGCAAAACGCACAUAGACACAAAUGCAGCAAUAAGAGAAGAUCUUGGGGACCGGUGCAUCACAGACCGCGCUUCGCUACAAUGCCCGUGCAAGCCCCGCAAUGGACCGAGUUUCUGUUGUGUCCCAUUUGCACGCAAACCUUCGAGGAGAGCCACCGCAAGCCCAUCAGCCUGGGCUGUGGCCACACCGUGUGCAAAAUGUGCCUGAACAAACUGCACCGCAAGGCCUGCCCUUUCGACCAGACCACCAUCAGCACGGACAUCGAGCAGCUGCCCGUCAACACAGCGCUCUUGCAGCUUGUCAGCGGACAGGUACCCAAACCUCCCCCCGUCACUUUACUGACAGCUGCAGAGGACGUUAAGCACUAUGAGGAGUCUCGCACAUGUGUGGAGGACCUGGCCCUCUAUCUCAAACCCCUGAGCAACACCAGAGGUGCAGGGCUGAAUGUUGCUGCUCAAAGUGUUCUCAGCAGACCCAUGCAGAGGAAGCUGGUGACUCUGGUGCACUGCCAGCUGAUGGAGGAGGAGGGCCGCAUCCGGGCCAUGCGGGCGGCCCGCUCUCUGGGUGAACGUACUGUCACUGAGCUCAUCCUCCAGCACCAGAACCCCCAGCAGCUCUCCUCCAACCUGUGGGCCGCCGUCAGAGCCAGAGGCUGCCAGUUUCUUGGCCCUGCUAUGCAGGAAGAAGCAUUGAAGCUGGUCCUGCUCGCUCUGGAAGAUGGUUCAGCCCUCUCACGGAAGGUUCUGGUCCUGUUUGUGGUCCAGAGACUCGAACCACGUUUUCCCCAGGCCUCAAAAACCAGCAUAGGACACGUGGUGCAGCUCCUUUACAGGGCCUCCUGCUUUAAGGUGACCAAGCGUGACGAGGAUUCCUCCUUAAUGCAGCUGAAGGAGGAGUUUCGCACGUACGAGGCUCUUCGGAGGGAACACGACUCUCAGAUCGUUCAGAUCGCGAUGGAAGGCGGACUGCGUAUCGCCCCUGACCAGUGGUCAUCUCUACUGUACGGCGACCAGUCGCACAAAUCCCACAUGCAGUCUAUCAUAGACAAGUUGCAGACACCAGCAUCCUUUGCUCAGAGUGUGCAGGAACUCACCAUUGCCCUUCAGAGAACCGGAGAUCCAGCCAAUCUCAACCGCCUCAGACCCCAUCUGGAGCUGCUGGCCGACAUCGACCCCAGCCCAGAUGCCCCUGCGCCCACAUGGGAGCAGCUAGCCAAAGGGCUGGAAGCGGUGCGGACCGUCGUUCAUGGCCUGGUAGAUUUCAUCCAGAACCACAGCAAGAAAGGAGGGGAUCAGCAGCAGCCACCUCAGCACAGCAAAUAUAAGACCUACAUGUGUCGGGACAUGAAACAAAAAGGCGGCUGUCCUCGUGGGGCAAGUUGCACCUUCGCUCACUCUCAGGAAGAGCUUGAAAAAUACCGUAAGAUGAAUAAACGUUUGGGAAUGAGGCGCCAGCUCAGCCAGUCCCUGACCCAGCUGAAUGAGAUGGACUUCGGCACCGGUCUGUUGCCUGACGAGGGGCUGCUGAUGGAGGGACUCCCACGCAAACCCUCCUCCAUCACUAACAUCAUCCUAGCAACAGGACCUGAAUCCACUUUGGCCCACCUGGUUUCCAGAGGCUCGGACCCGUCAUAUGACCCAACACACAAACCGGAGAAGAUGAAUUCUGGGAGCCUCAGUGCGCCUGGCUCACCUCCAGAGUCAUUGGAAUCCAUCCCAAAACCAGGGAUGCUCAUAAAUUCCCACUCCAGGGUAGCCGGCGAUGGCACAGUCGGACAGAAGCACAUGCCUGCUGUGCCUAGAGUUCCUCACAUGUAUUCACCACACCACUCUGAACUGUAUUACUCUGAGACACGAGGCCCUCUGCCACCCUCCACCCAAUAUGAAUCCUCCCAGUACCCAGCAGGUAAUCCUUAUCCUCACCAUCAUGUGCACCCACGCUACACCCGUCACCCCGCUCCAGAUCCAGGCAUGCCACCAUAUCCGGAUUCCUAUUCCAGUUCCUACACCUCGGAACGCCAAUGCGCCAACCCAAGCUCACAUUACGGAUACCCUUCACACCACGAUGGCCGUCGCCACUCAGCCUACUCCCAUCCCCAAACAUUCCCCCCAAGGGAGGAACUGGUCCGUAGGAGUCCGGACAUUCCCCCGCCGCUACCACCCCAAAGCGCUUCGUACCUGCCAGAUCAAGAUAGUUAUAACCACUCCAGUCAGAUCAGGAAUUACCCAAGGAAUGCCUACACGCGAUCUCAGCCUUCCCUAGACUACCUGCACCGUCGAAGACAGGAGAUCAUGGCCCAGCUGGAGGACAGAAAGGACGUUUCCCCAUCGCCCUAUAGCUCCUCACACUCGCACGACCCCAGCUACCCUCAGGACAUGAAGGGACAGAGCCAUUACAUGGAAGAGAACUCCCAUGGUUUUGGACAUUUCCGGGAACCAGACUACUCCAGCUCAUAUUCACCUUGGUCAUGUGACCCCUUCGGUUCCUACAUUGGCGGCAAGGAUAUAAAGUCCAAAGAGGGCAUGGACACACAGCAAAAUUUAGACAAAGGCAAAAGUCUGAGAGCACACGGCUUGGAGCUUCAACGCAGAGCGGCAGACGUCAAAGACGACGACCCCAUCAUUCCCUUUGGCACCCUGCCGACCGUGUCUCGUUUUGGAGCCAUCUCACGCACGUCUAAACCGGGCUACCCGCCAAACAGUCCCAUGCCACCCUUGCCAAACUCGGCCAAACACACCGCUUCUGCUGCUGACUACACCUAUGCGAAUCACAGUGGGUGGAGUGGCGACUCUUACCAGCCGCACCAAAAGUCUCAGGGGCACUUCAGCGAGCGGUCCAGUUUAUCCCCUGCCGUGCAGGCGCGUGAGCAGCUGAGGAUGGAGCUACAGCAGGUCAACCUGCAAAUCAGCCAGCAGACGCAGAGUCGCGGCCUGGAGAACCCAAGCUCAGUCAUGUCCCAGCCGUCUCGAGUGGACUGGUCAUCAGGGAAUUUGUCCAGUGAACAGUUGAGUCUCGAGCUGCACAAGGUGGAGAGAGAUAUCAUCAUGAGGACACAUGAGAUGGCCAUGGAGAACCACGAUGGCAAGUACAAGCGGGUCUCAGUCGAAAAUGGACAAGACGAACACACUCUACAGCGAGAUCCACUCACUCUUAGUGAGGGCUCAAACGGCUCCAUCAGUUUGGUCCAGGACUGUGGUUUCGUCAGCAGCAGCAUGUCCUCGCUGACCAGCAAGACGUCAUCUCUCAGUUUGUCCUCCGAACAGGUGGCCAGCAGCCCUGAUUUGCCCAAGAACGGAGUCGUCCACUCCUAGUCGGCUCUUUCUACCUCAGAUUCCCCUUCCUCGACCACCACCCCUCUCUUAUGCCAGGUUAAACCCUCUAGAGCCGGAUGCUCCAUCAUCGCUGUAUGACACACGCCAUUCAUUCGCUUAAUCCUGAGCGUUUAGCUUCCUCAGGGUGAAUCUGAAAAACAUAAGAUGAUUUCAGUUAUGUUGUUUAACUAUCAUUAAUCCACUUUCUUGGGUUUCAAAAUUGCAUUUUUAUCAAAAUGUGCUACGUUUUCGGUAGUUACACUCUUGUUCGUGCUUGGUCUGGCAUUUACACUUGUGUCAGGGUUUACAAUGUUUAAAUUCAUUUUUUACUGCAGGCUUGCUGCAUAUUCAACCAAUGGAAAGCAUUUUGUUUUAUUAUGACGGUCAAAAUUAUGUAUUGUGUUUCAUACAUUAGGCUUCAUUUAGGCUUUUACAGUGUGAUUGCUGCGAUGCACAUUAUUGUGCGUUAUAGAAAUUCUCACAAACCUAAAUGUUCACUGAUUUGACCUCAACUGCGCUCAUGCCAACAAACCCAAAAGCCUUUUCCAGUCUUAAUGGGGCCCUUGUAUUGUUUUCAGUGUAUUGCACCACACUGCCUGCGGGAUUUCGAUUGAACCGCCUGUAAUCAUCAUUUUCUGUUGUAAUGUCCUCAGGGAUGCAUUAAUCUGCCUCUAUAUUUUGUGGACAUGAAUAGAAAUAACAAUCCAGGUCACGCUGUUUUUUUUCAUAGUGGGUAUAGUUAUAUUUUUCCAUCCUGAGGAUGGAAAGAAAGCCGCUACGGUAAUGCGUAAAGAUGCAUUCUGUUGUAAGAAUGCGUAUAUACUAUUCACUUUGUGAAAUUACGAUCUUCAGAUCAAUGCACGAUUUUUUUGUAUAUGUGGAGUUUUUCAUCCUGAAAGAUGUGCCGAAAGACUUUGAUCCAGUUGUAGCCACCUCAAGACUCUCCUUCAUUCUCCGUUUCGUCUUUCAACUUUGAAGAACAUUGUUUUGAUGGGCCGGUUCAAUCGAAUUCCCCUACAGGCUGGGCUCAUGCAUGUACAUCACAGUUCUCCUCAAAUUCAUUCUAAUAUUGAUGGGGGAUUAACUAAGCUCCUAUACUUCACUUUACUGUCAAGUGUCUUGCAGAAGACUGUUUUGGACUCCUUGCCUUUUAAAGGAAUAAUUCACCCAAAAAUAAAAAUUUGCUGAAAAUUUCCUCACCCUC